AAGUCAAAACUCUGCAGAAGGGCAACAGGCAGGGAGUGUCUCUGAAAAGUCCAGGCCAAGGAGGGAGCAAAGAUCUGUGUCUUGUGAGUUGGUGGGGCAGAGAGACAAUUUCCUGCCAGCAGGGCCCUACCUCUAGAAAUGCUUGAGAAUCUGCUCACAGCUCUCACGCUUUGAUUUCACCUUCACCAAAAUCCACACCAUAUCUCAGAAGAUCCAGAAUAUAAGAGAAGUGUGCAAGACCUGUAGAGCCAGGAGCAGCCACCUCCUUGUACACAGGCUCACAUCAGCUCUAUUUCCAUUCCUCUGGAAUUGUUGGAUGCUUCAUCUCCAUCUGUAGAUCCAAUAUCGGAGCUUCUCAGGAAAAGUCGUGGCCCCAUCCAGUAGGACCAAAAUGAUGAAAGAGAUGGCUACUUGCUCCAUCUGCCUAAACCUGAUGACAGAGCCAGUGAGCAUCAGCUGUGGACACAGCUACUGCCAGGUAUGCAUGGAGCAGUACCUUUCCCAGGUACCCAGAAGUCAGGGGCAGAGGAUGUUCUGUCCUCUGUGUCAGGCCUCAUUUCAUAUAGACAGCAUCUGGUCCAAUAAACAGCUGGGAAAUCUCAUAGAGCUCAUCAAGAAGAUGGAGGAUGCAGAGGAUGAGCUGGUGUGUGAGCCCCACAGACAGUGGCUCCAUCUUUUCUGUGAAGAAGACAGCCAGCUCAUCUGCUGGUGCUGGGGACCGCAGCACCAAGGGCACGUCACGGUGCUGGUGGAGGAUGUGUGCCGGGGCUACAAGGAUGAGAGAGAAGCUCAGAGACAAAAAAUCAAGUCUGAUUUUGAGAAUCUCCGUACAUUUCUACAUGAGGAGGAGAAAUCCUGUCUCUGGAGGCUGGAGAAAGAAGAAGGGCAGAUCCUGAGCAGACUGAGGGAGAGUGAGGCCAACCUGCAGCAGAAGAGUGAUGGGCUCAAGAGCCACAUCCUAGAACUGGAGGCAAAAUGUCAGAGCUCUGCCCAGAAAGUACUAGAGGAUGUGAAAGGCACCUUGAGCAGGAGAUUUACCACCUUCCCCUGUGUGCUGGGCUGUGAGGGCUUCACCUCAGGAAAACAUUACUUCAAAGUGGAUGUUGGAGAAGGAACACCUUGGGAUGUGGGAGUCUGCAUGGAUAAUGUAGAGAGAGGCCUCAGCAUGAAGCAGAAGCCUGAGUUUGGAUUCUGGGCCAUCCAGCUGUGUACAGAGAAUGGCUAUGUAGCACUGACCUCUCCCCACACUGCCCUUAAGCUGCAUGAGCGGCCCCUGGUGGUGGGGGCUGUUCUGGACUAUGAGGCUGGAGCUGUGUCCUUUUACAACAUGACUGGUGGCUCCCACAUCUUCACCUUCCCCAAGGCUUCCUUCUCUGACACUCUGCAACCCUAUUUCCAGGUUUAUCAAUAUGGACCUUUGUUCCUGCCUUCAUGCAGUGAGUAAGCAUAGAAGCAAAGUCUCCUUAUUUUAAGCCGACAGAAAAUGUGUAGAGCCCAUAAAGGCAAAAAUUUGGUCAGUUUUCUUCACUACUAUUUCUUCAGUACCUAGAACAGGGCUGGACUUUUAGAAGACAUUUAAGAAAUCUAUACUGAAUUAAAGGCUAUAAAGACUGUAAGAAUACCACAGAUGGUCAGUCUGACUGAGAGGAAAGCAAGAUAAUGUGACAAUCUGACAUUAUCCUCUGAAUCUCUCUCCACUGGGUUCAGUUCUAUGAUUUCUGGUAGUCAUUGGUUGAUGAUUUGGGUAACCUUGAGCCUAAGAGCUCUGUAUUCCUUCACCUUUUUUUCAGCCAUUUAGACUCAUGUGUGAGAAAUGAAAGACACUCCAGAAAAGAGCAGGAAAAUCCAAAUAGCAGUGGCUUCUCAACCACUGACAUAUUCAUUAAUAAUGUCCACUGCAAAGAGUGGACAUAGAGUCUGCUAAACCUAGUGAGCUUCCCUGGAAAUCACCAAGUAACAUGUGAGAGAAGAGAAAAACUCAGUUUACCAAGAGAUGCUUCAAAUGGAAAGUGGAAUGUGAUUAAAUAAUUAAUUUUCAUAGGGGACUUAGUUCUGGAAAAGACAGAGAAGUUGGUAUUUUCUGGAUUGUGCUACAGCCACCUGUUUUGAAAUAUAUUUAAAUUUUAGUAAAUAGUAUUUGCAGGAAUGAUUGUCAGCAGUCUUUGUUAUGACUCAGAUAUGGCAAAAUAGUACUUAACCCAAUAGUAAGUGUAUCAUGAAAACUAAAAUCAAUCAGUUUUGCAUGGUUAUACAUGAGUGGGUUAAUGACAGGACCAUAGUGAAGUCAACCAAAGGACAAACAGCAUUAGUAUUGAUGACUGAAGUCCAAAGUCACUAAAUAUUACAAUAAUUUGUUGCUGAUAUAAAAUUGAGGUUUGCUGAUAUUGUUGAAGUCCUCUGAUGACAUCUCUGUAAGAACAGGAGGAAUAAAGCUAGAGGUGUUUCUGGACAUCAGAGGCAUGUUGGGGUCUCCAUAUUUGCCCAAAGAGACUUAGGAGAAUUUAUAAAGAUUUCCCACAUUUCAGAAAGGACAGAUGAUAAUCACCAGAGACUCCAGCUUGGAGUGAGGAUCAGAGGAAACUUCAUUACAAACCUUGUAAACAGCAGGCUUUACCUACCAUUAGCUUUCCUAUAUAUUUGCCCUCCCACAAUUUGUCAUCCUAGAAACACAAAGUCCUUUUUUUGCCUUGUCUCCUCUCUAUCAAUGUAUUUUCUUUUGUUAAAAUGCUCUGUAGCCCAAUUUCUAACACUUCUUUGCAUUACUUAUCCCUUGAGUAUUCUCCUGUGUAUAUCUGAUGGGCAUACUAAUAAAUUUCUGUUUGGUGCUCU
This is a messenger RNA of Heterocephalus glaber (naked mole-rat), 2829 nucleotides long. Its product is annotated as E3 ubiquitin-protein ligase TRIM38-like. Lineage: Eukaryota; Metazoa; Chordata; Mammalia; Rodentia; Bathyergidae. Gene Ontology annotation, molecular function: zinc ion binding; protein binding. The record is from RefSeq and is a predicted model, not a curated record.